GUCUUCUCUUCCUCAACUCUUCUCUCUGAUCUCUCCCUUUCUUUUUGCUCUAUUUGAUAUCCUUUUUCUCAAAUGGAAAGAAAUCAGUUGCAUCGGCAAGUUGCUCUCUCAAGGCAGCCUCUGUUUGAUCAGGGGUUUCUUGAUGAACAAUUUCUCCAGCUUGAGGAACUCCAAGAUGAAGCUAAUCCUAAUUUUGUUGAGGAAGUUGUCACAUUGUACUACAGGGAUUCAGCUAGGCUAAUCCUUAACAUAGAACAAGCAUUGGAGAGGAAUCCUCUUGAUUUUAACAAGUUAGACAUCCUCAUGCAUCAAUUCAAGGGAAGUAGCUCAAGCAUUGGAGCCAAAAAGGUGAAAGCUGAGUGCACUCUCUUUAGAGAAUAUUGCAGGGCAGGAAAUGGAGAAGGAUGCAUUAGGACAUUCCAACAACUCAAGAAAGAAUAUACAACACUGAAAAAGAAGCUUGAGUCCUAUUUUCAGCUUGCAAGGCAAGUUGGGCCAGCUGAGACUGCAUGUCGCCCCAAGUGAGAAAUCAGUGGCGGAGAUGGCUUGAGCAAAAUGUGGAAGGGCUUUCUAUUGGGUUUAGCUGCUAUGUGUUGAAGGACAUGGAUGGAAAUGAUAUGGAAGAUUUACUCCUUGUUUUUUCACACAGGCUGUUGUGGCCUCUAUUUGGGGAAAAAAAAUGAUAAGCUAUUACUACUACUCCAAGUUCUAACUGUCAAUGUUCAUUCCCAUUGUUAUUGUAGCUCUUUUUUAUAAGAGUGGAUUUUGUUCAAAAUUGCCAAAUGAAUUAAGAAGAAAAUAUGGUUAAAGAAA
Molecule: messenger RNA, 813 nt
Organism: Manihot esculenta (cassava)
Lineage: Eukaryota; Viridiplantae; Streptophyta; Magnoliopsida; Malpighiales; Euphorbiaceae
Product: histidine-containing phosphotransfer protein 4
Exons: 6
Coding region: 73-525 (150 amino acids)
Biological process (GO): phosphorylation; cytokinin-activated signaling pathway; phosphorelay signal transduction system
Cellular component (GO): cytoplasm; nucleus
Molecular function (GO): histidine phosphotransfer kinase activity; protein histidine kinase binding
Source: RefSeq, a predicted model, not a curated record